Molecule: messenger RNA, 808 nt
Organism: Corylus avellana
Lineage: Eukaryota; Viridiplantae; Streptophyta; Magnoliopsida; Fagales; Betulaceae
Source: RefSeq, a predicted model, not a curated record
CCCCAAGUUUUCCCUCGUAUUGGCUCAUUGGCUCAUUGGCUCAUACUUAUAUGGUGCUAAAAGAUCGAGCAUCAAGCUCUCAGAACUAGGACUUCGAGACUUGGAGAGUGAGAGAAGAAGAAAAGUAGAGAUGGCGGUGAAGCUGAACCCAGAUGGGAAAGGGGUAUGGGAUGACGUGGAAAAGCCAGAGAAGGUGGCGAAGCUUAACCCAGAUGAAGAACCCGCCGGAUCCAAGACACAACCGCGGUUCAAACCGAAAGUUGGAAGCGUAAUUCCCGCGAAGAGGAGGCUAGUGAAGCGAAUGAUGUUUGAUUGGUUUGUCCGGUCCAUUUCUGGCCGUCCCUCUGUCCCCCAAUUCAACACCACUAGUGGCUGCUCCAAGAAGUUUUCGCCACCCAAUUCAUCAAAUGACAAGAAGGUGUGUCCGGUGUCUCUGUUUGUCGGAGUUCGAUGAUCGGGCGUGUUCAGUACCAGGAUCCAAACCGAAGAUUUGUUCGUGUAAGUUUUAAACCCAGAAAUGCAUUAUUUUAAAGGAUCCCAUCAAUUCCGACUCCAUUUCGAGGAUUUUCCAAUGAAGUCGCGUAAAAGUAUCAUGCUGAUGAUUUCUGAGUCUCUGUUUCAGGUAACAGAAUUGCUGAUGAUUUCUGAGUCUCUGUUUCAGUUAACUGGGAUUUUUAGUUUUAGGCCCAGUUGUCUAUCUUCUUCGCUGUUGCUGAUGAUUUCCGAGUCACUGUUUCAGUACCUGGGAUUUUUAGUUUUAGGCCUAGUUAUUUGUAAUAACAUUUUUGAUUAUUCUGUUUUUGGCUUU